Spirodela intermedia is the source of this 2803-nucleotide messenger RNA. The record is from the annotation of a GenBank genome assembly. Lineage: Eukaryota; Viridiplantae; Streptophyta; Magnoliopsida; Alismatales; Araceae.
AUGGUGAGCCAGCGGCAGAGGAUGGCGAGGAAGCGCUUCAAGGAAGCGAAUCCCCACCUGUUUCCGAAGCCGGAGCCGCCCUCCGAGGAUGCGGGUUCCAAGAAGAAGAAGAAGAAGAUUUUCAGAAAAACCCUAAAAAGAGGGGUUGCGAAGCCGGGGAGUGGCCGCGGCAGCGACCGAUUCACUGGGAGUAAGCACCCCCUGAGGAUUCCCGGUUGGAAGCCUGGGGAGGCUUGCUUUGUCUGCAAUGCUAAUGAUCACAUCGCCAAGGCGUGCCCUCAAAAGGCCGAGUGGGAGAAGAAUAAGGUCGGUUCCUGCACUUCACAAGGCGUGUCUCUCUCCCUCUCUCUCUCGAGUUUUGUUUUUUCUCAGUAGAUUUGGUCAAUGUUUAGCCACUUGGGGAGGGUUUUUGGCCUGUGCUGUGUGUUCUGGAUCGUGGAUUGGUAGUUGAAUCAAUUGGAACCUUUCUCUCCCUGUAUCUGCUGCCAAAUCUAACAUAUAUCACAGAAGGAUUAUCUCUAGGAAGUCCGUGACGCUUCAUAGAUCGUUGUAGAUUAGUUUCUGCCUAACUUAGCACUUAAAUGUGGCGUCUCAAGUGAACUUGCGGUUUCCUUGACGCAACAAAGCUCUAUCCAUACCCUUUAAUGAUCGGAUGCUUUGACCUUUUCAGUCCUUCGUGUCUAGGUGUGAAAACAUUCCCUUAUCAUUAUUCACAUAGUGUUAUCAUUUAUGUUGCUAAUGAUUUUGCUGAAAUUCGGCUAUGCUUAUCUUGUUAAACAUGCAAUAAAUGUGCAAAAAAAAUCAUGAAUAUUUCUCUUCAUCGAGUACCUUGUGCUUAUCUUGGAUAGCCCUUUCGUUAUCGAGCGAAGAUGGAAUAUCUGAUUGAUGGUGGCAUAACUCUCACGCAGAUCUGCUUGCUCUGUCGUCGACGUGGCCACAGUCUUAAAAAUUGCCCGGAUAAAGGUGAAGACAGCGACAAGAAAUUGUGUUACAACUGUGGAGAGAUUGGACACUCCCUCAACAGGUGUCCUCAACCGCUUCAGGAUGGUAAGUUGUCUGAACUUACUGUUUUUGAUACUGCUCAGUCUUUUCCCAUGAUAUUCUCUUACAGUGUAUGCUGAUUAUUCGCAGAAUCUAGAAUAUGACUCAUAAUGAUGAUAAACAGGUCAAUCACUAGAUGAUUAGAACGGGAUUUAUGCCCCUUAGAGUAGACUGCCGAAAAGCAUUAGAACAGAGUGAACUAGUGAUUUUGGCUCAGAUUCAAGGAGAUGAUGGCUCAGAUCUAAUUACCAUGACUCUUGGGCACAUUGGAAGCAUGAUUUAUGUUUGAAAAAUAGUUCAUUGUUCUUCUUUUUACGCCUUUGAAAGUGAUGUUUCUAGCUCUAUGCGGAAGGAAGCAAUAGAUUUUAGGAAUCACUCGGGUGUUUCAGUGGGCAGAAAUAUUCUUGAAAGCUACAAUUUAAGACCUCAAAAGUGCCAUACUCCUGUUCAUCUCAGUAGUCACUGUCUCCUUUGCAAUUAUUUCAUCUGUCUUUCUUUUUUGUUACUUUAUAGCCAUAAUGGUGCUUGUGAAUUGUUACUACUCUAUUUUUUCUUUUCCCACCUUAAGCUUAUGAUGUAUCCUUGCCAGAAAAUCAAGUUGGUAUUGCUGCAUGGCCUAUGUUGUUCUGGUUAUCAUCGUUUUGAUACUUCUCUACUCCAUAUAGGGGGCGCAAAAUUCGCCAGCUGUUUCAUCUGUAAUCAGCAGGGGCAUCUUAGCAAGAAUUGCCCCAAAAAUACUCAUGGGAUCUAUCCAAAGGUAUUGACCACACCUUUCUGAUUGUCUAUUCUAUAAUGCAUAAGUGCGAUAAUACAACCGGUUUUGACGCCGUCGUGGCCUUUUGACCAAUAGUAUCUUCUGCUCGUCACCAUAGUCAUCAAAUAUUGAUAGCUACUCAACGUUUUUUCCUUCAGCGAGUAAAGCUUCAUGUUUACAGGCAUUGCUUAAUGUUCUUCUGUGUGAAGUUGAUAAUCCCUGCCCAUUUUAAUAGUCUUUAGUACUGUUUCUCAAUUCCUACUACCUUUCUCUCUCCAUUUUGAUCCCGUCGUCUUAGUUUUAGUUAGUUUGUAAUUGCUUCAGGGUGGCUGUUGUAAACUGUGUGGAGGAGUGACACAUUUAGCCAGGGACUGCCCAGAGAAAGGCAGCAGAGGGGCAGCUGCUUUUGGAUCAGAAAGUAAACGUAAGUUCUCUGCCUGCUAACCGUUGACUUAACGUGUCCCAGUUCCACUUCUGUCUUCAUAUCCCCGUUUACUUUUCGUUGUUGGCUGAUCAAUUCUGAGACAUUCUGGUUUUGACGUCUCCUGGUUUUCAUCUGUUCUUGUCAGUGAUUUUAUCUGUGCAUUUUUUAUGAAUAUUUCUUAUGAAUAAAACAAGAGGCCUUUGAUGAGAUUUCUUAAAAAAUUGGAUGAGCUGUGCCUCAUCAAACCAUUAGAAUGUGUGAACAUACUAGAAUGCGAGACCCUCCAUGAGAUUUGUACAGAAUUUGCCUCAUUUAUUGAUCUCAUGUGGGUCUGGUUCCGAGAUCACUGAAGAAAAGUUCUUGAUAUUGUCUAAUAUGUUCCAGCCGGUGAUCAUCCCAAGACAUGGCAAGGGAGCCGCGCAGUGUUCCGCAGUGGUGACGAUCUGGAAGACGACUUCAUUGUGGACGAGGGGCCACCGGCAACCAAGAAACCCAAGAUUCCCAAUCUGGAAGUUGAUCUGGUUGCCAGUAAUGUGGAUGCCAAGAGAAAGAAGGGCCCAAAGGUGGUGAAUUUCCUGGGUUGA